UCACAUUUUCCAUUUUUGUUUUGUUUCCGAGCUUUUUUGCGGAAAGCAGAGAGAGGUUCGUGCCCUAUCUCUGUUCGUUCUUUCGUACUUUCUCUGGACGAGUACAAGGAGUUUAGAGAGAGAGAGAGAGAGAGGACCAUCAUCGUUAUCUUCUUGUUUCGUCUUCGUCGUCAUCUUCUUCUGGUGCUGGGUUCUGGUGGUGUUGCUGGAGGUAGUGGUCUGUAAUUGGGAUUGUGGGAUAGAGGGGGUUGGUUUGGGAGUGUGGGAUGAGCAUGGCCCUGCCAGGGUUGGGGUCGCUGACGACGACGACGACGACAUCGUCCGAAGACUCCAACAAGAAGAUCCGGAAGCCCUACACAAUCACCAAAUCCAGGGAGAGCUGGACGGAGCAGGAGCACGACAAGUUUCUCGAAGCUCUCCAGCUAUUUGAUCGUGACUGGAAGAAAAUUGAAGCUUUUGUUGGCUCAAAGACUGUUAUCCAGAUCAGAAGCCAUGCACAGAAGUACUUUUUAAAGGUUCAAAAAAAUGGCACAAGCGAGCAUGUGCCACCCCCUCGACCCAAACGGAAGGCAGCCCAUCCAUAUCCACAGAAAGCUGCUAAAAAUGCCUCUCUUCCACCACAGGCAAAUGUUGCAUUUCGUACUUCAUCAGGUCGUGUUGAACCUGGGUACGUGCUUCAGACAGACUCAUCUUCAAUUCUGAGGAACUCAACAACAAGUGCAGCGGUGCCUUCCUGGGCAAACAACGGCAUUCCUCCCAUCAAUAUGCCACAACUUAAUAAAGAUGAUAUGAGGGCAGCGCCGACGGGAUUAAAUAAUUGUAGCUGUAGUAGUGAUGAAAGCUCUCCAAGACAAUGGGCACCAUGCGAAAUAGCUGAACAUGGAAACAAUGGUCUACCAAUUAGAGUUAUGCCAGACUUUUCUCAAGUAUAUAGCUUCAUAGGCAGUGUAUUUGAUCCAAGCACUAGUGGUCAUUUACAGAAGCUAAAGUCGAUGGAUCCUGUUGAUGUUGAAACGGUUUUGCUGCUGAUGAGAAAUCUUUCUGUCAAUUUGUCUAGCCCAGAAUUUGAAGAUCUUAAACAUACACUGUCAUCCUACGAUGUAGACAACAUUCAGGAAGCUGGUCCCAUCCCCGUGGCUAAUGUUGUCUGAAGGACGCCAGGUUGAGGCUCUUAGGUGUUCUACGCACAGGUUGAUGAAAAACCGCCCUUCUUCUGCCAUCGUGUUGUAUGAUAAUGUCACCAGUAGUUUACUCCCAGGCAGUUAUUCUGCUUCACGAACCAGGCAUUUUCCUCCGGCUUGUCAAGUUCUACGUUUUCAUGUUUCAUUCUCUUCCUUCUCUUUCCCACUUUUUCUUACCCUUUUUGGCUUCUAUUAAGGGAAUCUGUAGUAUGAAGUUAUCAUAUCUCACUUGAGGGCUUCUUCUUGUGUAAUUAAUGUAUAAAAUUGUUUGUAAACUUUGUAUGUAAAUUAUCUGGCUUCCCUUA
Molecule: messenger RNA, 1486 nt
Organism: Nymphaea colorata (pocket water lily)
Lineage: Eukaryota; Viridiplantae; Streptophyta; Magnoliopsida; Nymphaeales; Nymphaeaceae
Product: protein REVEILLE 6-like
Exons: 9
Coding region: 267-1151 (294 amino acids)
Molecular function (GO): DNA binding
Source: RefSeq, a predicted model, not a curated record